Molecule: messenger RNA, 3256 nt
Organism: Anastrepha ludens (Mexican fruit fly)
Lineage: Eukaryota; Metazoa; Arthropoda; Insecta; Diptera; Tephritidae
Gene: dor
Product: vacuolar protein sorting-associated protein 18 homolog
Exons: 6
Coding region: 138-3062 (974 amino acids)
Biological process (GO): organelle fusion; intracellular protein transport; endosome to lysosome transport
Cellular component (GO): endosome; HOPS complex
Molecular function (GO): protein-macromolecule adaptor activity
Source: RefSeq, a predicted model, not a curated record
UGCUCUUGCUGUACUGCCACCACCUUGUAUAUAUUCGCUUUGCUUCUCAGUAUACAAAAGUUCUCUGUUGUCGUUCUACGGAAAUUAAUUGUUCGAUUGCUACUAGUAUAGUUUAAGUAAUUCAUAGUGUAGGAAAAAUGUCGUCUUUUGAUGAGGAUAAUAGUUGGAUGCAAUAUAAACCAAAUGCAAAGUUUCUUCCAGUUGUGGAAGGCAAAACGGCGGAAUGCCCUGCUGCAGGUACAACGGACUUUGAAAAUUUGGAGACGCCCAUUUUCAGCAAACGCCAAAUAACGCUACGCAUACCAUCCAUCUACAAAGGGAAUUUAAUGCAUGUGGCUGUGAACAAGAAUUGGUUGGUUUGUGUGCUCGACACACAGCAAACGAUAUUGUUAAGGUUCUUUUUGCCUCGCGCUUUGCCUCCAGGAGAAAUUGCAUUGGAAAAGUACUUAGCUGGCUAUGCUAUUUCAAAAGUAUUCCUUGAUUACACUGGACAUCACACACUUAUACCAUUGGUACCUCAAACACCCGGCUUAUCUGCCGACUUUCUGUACAUACAUGCGAACGGACCUAAAGUGCGACGUGUGGAGAAAUUCAUAGGUCAUGAAAUUACAUCUGUCGCAUUCAAUCGUUAUAUGGGAACAGAAUCCUCUACGGGACCAAUUUUACUUGGUACAAGUGAGGGUCUUAUUUUUGAAACGGAACUAGUGCAAGAUGGCUCGUCACCGUUAUACCGAAAACAAUUGUACGAUUUAGGUUUGGGACGUACAAAGUAUCCCAUAACGAGUUUAGAGUUACUACGCUUACCUAAUACUAAUAAAUACAUGGUUAUUGCCACAACGCCGGAUUCCAUAUACACAUUCCAAGAGAAUGCGAAAUCAGAUGAUAGGUAUCUGCAAUUUAUUUUUGCCAAUUAUGUAAAUGGCCAGCAAAUUCAUGGGCCAAAAAUUGUUGAUACUGAAUUCGGAAAUUCGCUGCUGCAGCUAUAUGGCGAGCCCAACGAAAAACUGCCCAAACAGUGGGCAUGGUUGUGUGGUAGUGGUAUACGGUUUGGGGAGAUAUCCACCGAAGAACGUUCUAACAACGUUUUACUUGGUGACAAUCUCAUCAGUUUUGAUUAUAAGCAAUACAAAUAUCUGUCCUACGAACAGCGUCGCCAAAAUGCACCACGCGCCCUCGCUUUAACCGAAUACCACGCACUAUUACUCUAUUCGGACCACAUUACUGGCAUUUGUCUACUAAAUGAAAAAGUGGUUUAUGAGGAAUAUUUCCAUGAACAAAUGGGAAAACUACUGAAUCUUAUGCGCGAUCCAUUCACUGGCAUUAUUUAUGUUUACACUGAAAAAUAUUUCUUUAACUUCAAAAUCAUAGAUGAGCAACGUGACAUUUGGCGCAUCUAUUUGGACAAAGGACAGUAUGACUUGGCUGAAAUCUACGCCGCUGAGCAACCCGAGCACUUAGACAUGGUGCUUACUAAAAAGGCAGAUGCUGCUUUUGAAAAAGGCGAUUAUAAUAUAGCAGCAGAUUUCUACGCGGAAUCAUCGAAGCCUUUUGAACAGAUUAGCUUAAAAUUCAUGAAACUGGAAAAUAAAAAACCAAUUAUACGCUACGUUAAAAAACGGUUAGCGAAGUUGGAUAAUGAUCCAGAGAAGAUAUCGGUAUUAGUCGUAUGGCUUAUAGAUCUCUAUUUGACUCAAAUCAAUUACCCACGACGUAGUGCGCAGGAACGCGCAGAAUGGCAAAGUGAAUUCGACGAGUUUAUGCAGGGUGCACGCGUGGCAGAUAGUGCUCGCCAAAAUAAAGAAGUCAUACGCAAUCUAUUAAAGGAACACGCCGAUGUACAUAAUAUUGCACAGUUUGCUAUAGCCAAUGGUGAUUAUGAAGAAGUGAUUGAGCAGCAAAUUGGUGUGGAGAAAUUUCAGGAUGCGCUGCACACAUUGACUCAGCAAGAUAAUCUGCAAUUGUACUAUAAGUAUUGUCCCAUACUUAUGGAAUACGUACCCCAUGAAACGAUAGCCACUUUAAUGUCACAGGGGCGAAAACUGGACAUUAAAGAACUCAUACCGACGCUGGUAGUGCAGGAGACCGAAAAGCAUAUAGAUGAAAUCAUUAAAUAUCUAGAAUAUGCGAUAUACAAGUUGGGUGAAACUAAUCAAGCGGUACAUAAUUACAUAAUACAUUUGUAUGCAAAGUAUAAGCCAUCUAAGGUGAUAACAUACCUAGAGAAUGAGGGACAAGACUUAAGUUUGAUUCACUACGAAAUAAAUUAUGCGAUGUUCCAAUGUCAGCAAUUUAAUGUUAAGGUGGCAUCCGUUUUUCUAAUGUGUUUAAAUAUGAUGUGGGCUGCAGCGGUUGAAUUGGCGCUGACUUUCGAUUUGAAGCUGGCAAAAGAAACAGCUUCAAAGCCGCCGAAGGAGGAGGACCGCGAAAGGAUGUGGCUGGCUAUUGCACAACAUGAAAUACAGGGCACCAAUGAUGUGAAAAAAGCACUAGAUCUUCUAAAAGAAUGUGAUUUACUACGUAUUGAAGAUUUACUUCCAUUCUUCUCCGAUUUUGAAAAGAUUGACGAUUUUAAAGAAACUAUCUGCGCAGCAUUAAAAGACUACAAUCAAAAAAUUCUCGAACUGAAGCAUGAAAUGGAUGAGUGCGACAAGCAGGCCAUGCGUGCGCUCAAAGACUUGCAGAAUGUGCGCGAGCGCAACAUGCGCAUUAGCGCGCAAGAGUGUUGCAGUCUUUGCGAUUCAUUUCUUUUGGUGAAACCAUUCAUCGUGUUCUUUUGUGGCCAUAAAUUUCACAGUGAUUGCAUAGAAAAACAGAUUUUACCGUCGCUAAGCAGCGAUCAAAGUCGCCGACUCGCCAUGCUCAAACAACAACUAGAAGCUUUGGUGACACAAAGUAUGGCAAUGGAUGACAACUCGGACAUUCUGCUAGAGCAACGAGCCGAAUUAAAAACAGAAAUCGAAGAAAUUAUUGCAGCUGAUUGUUAUUUUUGUGGUGUAAUGAUUGAAAUGAUCGAUCAGCCAUUCGUCGCCGAUUGGGAUCAGGUCAACGUGGAUUGGGAGUAAAACUAUUUGUGAAGCAAAUCGAGAGAGAUGAAUUAUUAAAUGUUUUAAGGUUAAACUCAUACGUGAGUAGAGGUAAGCAUGCAAUAAACAUAGCCAUUAUAUAUUUUUACACAUAAUUAUACUUAUUCAAUUAUUUAAAAUUUUUUAUUAAUGCUAAACUUUACGCAGUUAAUAAAUGAAAGAAAAUGUAUGAA